AUGGGAAAUCCAAUGGCAAAGAAUCUUGUGAAACAUGGGUAUCCUGUUGUUGCGUAUGAUGUUUUUCCAGAGGCCUGCAAAGAAUUUCAAGAUACUGGUGCCCAGGUAUGCAUCUUACAUACUUUUAUUUUUCUAAACCUAAUAAUAUGGUACUAUUAG
Staurois parvus is the source of this 159-nucleotide messenger RNA. NCBI's taxonomy places the organism in Eukaryota, Metazoa, Chordata, Amphibia, Anura, Ranidae. The record is from the annotation of a GenBank genome assembly.